Messenger RNA from Gossypium raimondii (Peruvian cotton), 3191 nucleotides. RefSeq names its product disease resistance protein RPM1. Bases 327 to 3131 code for a protein of 934 amino acids. NCBI's taxonomy places the organism in Eukaryota, Viridiplantae, Streptophyta, Magnoliopsida, Malvales, Malvaceae. Gene Ontology annotation, biological process: defense response to other organism. The transcript has a single exon. Gene Ontology annotation, molecular function: ADP binding. The record is from RefSeq and is a predicted model, not a curated record.
UUUCGGCUGGUUGUGCUAGUCGCCGAACCUAUGUGUUCCAUUUUACCAAGUCUACCUAUCCGUGUUGAAUUGCGCAGAAAUUACAGAUUUGGGUUACUGCGUAACUAUUUCUGAAAGUGUUUGCCAUGAAAGUGGCUAUGGCGUCUGGAAUCGGAAGCAUAUGCCAAUUUGUUUGAAUAAGUAUCACGAUUUUUUUUCCAUCAGUGGAAAAGUCGACACAAAAGAUGAUAUAGCUUUUGAAUGCAAAAAAGAAACGCGUAUAUGCCCAAACUACUAUAAAGGACAUAACUUUGAACUCAUAAAACUAUUGUAUUAGAAAAUUAAGGAUGGCUGAAAUUGCAGUAUCAUUUCUUCUUGAAAAGCUCACAACUUUUCUGCAAAAUGAGGUGGAGCUUUUACAAGGGAUCCCUGAAGAUUUACAGUACAUCAAGGACGAGUUGCAGAGCUUGAAAGCUGUCCUGAGAGUGGCUGACUCGGUGGGGGAGAGUAACCAAGAACUCAAGGUAUGGGUUCAGCAAGUGAGAGAGAUUGCUUACGACACUGAAGAUACCCUGGAUGAAUACAAGCUUGACGUUGUCAAUGACCAUAGGCAUGGGCUUGAUGCUUUUCUACACCAAGUUUGCUGCUUUACGAAAAACUUGAAAGCCCAACAUCGGAUUGCUUCCAAGAUAAACGGCAUCAAAUCCAGAAUCAGCAACGUAUCUGCCAGGCGUCCGAAUUUUGACAACAAUGGGACUAGUGAGCAAGGUCCAAGCUCCAUUGCCACAGUGAAUCCAUGGAUAGACAGAAGAGGGGAUGCCCUCCUUCUCGAUAGCGUUGACUUAGUUGGUAUUGACAACUCCAAAGAGCAGCUCGUCCAAUGGUUGGUCGAGGGAAACUCCGGCCGCAAGGUGGUUUCUGUGGUCGGAAUGGGUGGCUCCGGAAAAACCACCUUGGCCAAGCAAGUUUAUGACAACACCAAAGUGAAGAAACAUUUCGCCGUACAUGUUUGGAUCACCAUUUCUCAUCCUUUCAAGAUAGAGGAGCUCCUAAGAAACAUGGUACGGCAACUGUUUGAUUCGAUCAGGAAGCCGGUUCCUCAAGGUGUCGAUGACAUGGAUUCGUUUCUCCUGAAAAUGAUAAUCAAGGGUUUCCUUCAGCAAAGGAGGUACUUGAUUGUUUUAGAUGAUGUUUGGCAUAUGAAUGAAUGGGAAAUGCUCGAUCACGCAUUAGCUAACAAUGGCCGUGGUAGCUGUGUGUUGCUUACAACGCGUAACUCUGAGGUAGCUUCGACGUCGUGCAUAGAAUCUGAAGAUAAGAUCUUCAACUUAGAGCCCUUGUCUCCGGACGAGUCGUGGACUCUUUUCUGUAAGAAAUGUUUCCAAAAGAACUCAUGUCCUGCUGAAUUGGAGAGACAUUCUAGACGUAUUUUGGACAAGUGUGAGGGGCUGCCCCUUGCAAUUGUGGCCAUUAGUGGUGUUUUGGCUACGAAAAGGCGUACAGUUGCGGAAUGGGAGACGGUUUAUCGUAGCCUCGGUGCUGAAAUUGAGGACAACAGCAGGCUCAUCAACUUCAAAGAAGUGCUUUUGCUGAGCUUCAAUGAUUUGCCAUACCACUUGAAAUCUUGUUUCUUGUAUUUAAGCCUCUUCCCUGGGAACCAUCUGAUUGAGAAUAUGAGACUGAUUCGACUGUGGAUUGCUGAAGGGUUUGUCGAAGCCAAAGAAGGAAAGACACAAGAAGAAGUUGCAGAGGACUACCUUAAUGAACUCCUCAAUAGAAGCAUGAUCCAGAUAGCCGGGAUGACGAACGAUGGAAGGGUCAAAGCAUGCCGCAUUCAUGACCUUCUGCGAGAAAUCAUCAUUUCAAAUGCUAGGGACCAGAACUUCGUUGCAGUUGCUAAAGAACAAAAUGCAACAUGGCCUGAAAAGGUUCGGCGCCUCGCAAUACAUAACGCAUUGGCAAAUGCACAACGGAAUAUGAAUGCUUCUCAUCUACGGUCUUUUUUUGCGUUUGAUACGGGUGAUCCACUCUCCUCUUCACCAACAGAUACAUUGAUUCCUAAUAGUUGCAGGCUGCUUAAGGUGUUGGAUUUGCGAGCUGCGCCUAUAGAGAAUUUUCCAGAGGAAAUUAGCAACUUGAGACUGUUAAGGUAUCUUAGCUUGAGAGAUACCAAAAUCACGACAAUUCCGAGUUCUAUAAAGAAGCUUCAGGACUUAGAGACAUUGGACCUUAAACACUCCCAAGUUUCGGAAUUGCCAGUUGAGAUCCUAAAGCUCCGAAAACUUCAUCAUCUUCUGGUAUACCGUUAUGAAUUCACCUCGUAUUCACGUUUUCACUCCAAAUACGGUUUUCAGGCCUUGUCAGGUAUAGGAGCUCUACAAUCCCUUCAAAAGCUUUGUUUUAUGGAUGUAAACCAUGAUAACGCACUUAUCAUGGAGCUGGGAAAACUGGUGCAACUUCGAAGACUAGGCAUUACAAACAUGAGAAAAGAAGAUGGAAAGAUUUUGUGCUCGUCCAUCGAAAAGCUGAUCAACCUUCAUGCAUUGUCAAUUGUUUCAUCGGUUAAGGAAGAGGUCAUUGAUCUGCAAUGUCUUUCUUCUCCUCCUCAACUACUUCAAAGGUUAUACCUGUAUGGGCGAUUAGAGAAGUUACCAGAGUGGAUACCUUGUCUCGAAAGCCUGGCAGUGAUAUAUCUAAAAUGGAGUAGGCUGCCAAAUGAUGCACUUGAAUCUCUUCAAAACUUGCCCAACCUUGUACAUCUUGAAUUGCUGCAAGCUGUGGAAGGAGACACUUUACGUUUUAAGGCUGGCGGUUUCAAGGAGCUUAAACUUCUGGGUAUAGACAAAUUUGAAGGGCUGAGAUGCAUACAAGUAGAAGAUGGAGCAAUGCCUUGUCUUGAAAAGCUGAGCAUCCAACGUUGUAAAUUGCUGGAGAGGGUGCCAUUAGGGAUUCAACAUCUGACCAAGUUAAAAGUACUCGAGUUUUUCGAUAUGCCCGAGGAAUUGAUUAUGACCCUUGGUCCUGAUGCAAACAUUCCAGAAGUUUAUUAUACUUACUGGAGGAAUGGAGAAUGGGAGGUCUAUUCUCUAGAGGGUUCAGCCGAGAAUGGGAGGUCCAUUAGCACUGAAUCGCUUCAAAGUCGUUUUAAAUGAUACUACUCAAAUAUUCCUGUUUAUUAAUCUGAAUUGAUGGGUAUAAUCUUUCUUUGCUGA